Geodia barretti is the source of this 1484-nucleotide messenger RNA. NCBI's taxonomy places the organism in Eukaryota, Metazoa, Porifera, Demospongiae, Tetractinellida, Geodiidae. The record is from the annotation of a GenBank genome assembly.
ACAUGGUGGGGCCGGGCGGCGGGCAUGGAGUGUGUGUAGCCUAGCCUUGAGAUCCAUGUCUUGGUGCCAGUCGCAGACGUUUAAGACCUGGUGGUGGCGCGUGCUCACGAUAAUAGUCCUGGUGAUUGCCGUCAACGCCUUUAUCAGCUUCCUUCACGCCAGACUACACCCGUCCCACUGCACCCGGUCCACGGCCGUCCCUUUCCGCCUCCAGCUGGCGAAUCUGGAGCUGCUGACGGAGCCCAAGGCGCUCUACCUGAGUGUGGACACCCCGCUCCUGCCGCUCUCAGACAAAGACCUUGUGCUCCGCUCGGCCUACGUCAAUCCUCGCCUGGAGACGUCUCAUGGACACGCCAACUCUACCAUCAUCCUCAUUGAGAUCAGGAGGAGCCUCAUCGAACAGGGAGCCAUCGAGAGAUGUGGGGUCGGUCCAUACUCUAGCACACAGUUUGAGGUGGUUUCAAUAGAAGACAAGAACUGCAGUUCAAAGACGUUCCAACACACUGUGGGACUCCUCUACUGCUACGACGUCCGAGCCGACCACCUGGACACGGCGUGGAUCAGCUACACCAAGCCGAUAUCCGGAGAGAAGGCAAUCUUCACGGCGAGAGCAGAGCAGCCGGUCAUACACAACUGGAAGACUAACGGUGCCGGGGAGGUAGUUGUGUGCGCUGCCAUGCUCCCCCACUACACCCCCUUCGUGGAGGACUGGCUCCGCUACCAGAAGACAGUCGGAGUGGACCACGUCCACCUGACUCUCGAAUCGCUCUUUCUCAACCAGGGAAAGUUCGACGAAGAGUUUCUUCAGACGUCUGUCGAGGACUUUUACCUGAGCGUGACGUUCUGGCACCGCUGGUUGAAUGACACUGACAUAUGCGACCAUUCCCUGGAUCUAGCACUGUUUGACUGUGUCCUCCGGUUCCAGCAGACCUACUCCAACAUACUGAUUGCGGACCCCCGGGAUUUUUUUAUUCCGUUAGAAUCUGACAGUCCCACCGCGACGCUUCCUUCUUUUCUCUCUCGUUGGUGCCCCGGUGACACACACUGUCAAUUUGAGCAGUGGAACAUGAUCUACAAGGACUGUAAGAGUGCCGGGGAAGAUGGAAAUGUAACUGCAGUUCGUCUCUGCAAAACGUGUUGGAAAAAGAAGUGGAUACCUGUCAGUGUACAAGUCUGCAUUACUGCCUUACAACAUCAACGAGCCUGGAUUGCCUCAAGUAGAUCCUGACAGUGCCGGCGUGAAGAAGAAGAGGGUGAAAGUGAAAGUCGUGCCGGCAGAGAAAGGGUACUUUGCUCGACUCUUGAAACAUGAAAAGUUUUCAAAUGUCAGAGUAUUACCCUAUGAUGAGCAUUGUUAGUAUUUAUUCAAUAACUCAUCUGUUCACUCAACUAAUAAACUUACAGAACGACCUUAUUUAGUCUGCUAAGACAACAAACCUACAUCAUGAACUAUAUAUAGGUAUUUUCACUAUCCAGCCUGGUUC